AUGGGCUCAACCAACAUAACCUAUUCUCCUACCACUGAGGCCCAACGUAUCCUAGGCUUCUUGUGUAAACAAUCGCAAGCCCUAAAUCUACCGGACGCGGUAGUCGAGAAUCAGGAUGCAGUCUCUUUCCAUUCGACUACCGACUCAAUCUAUUUCCCCAUCCCGUUCAAGGAGACAGAGACUCUGGCCGCGUUGAAGGCGGUGGAAGGCUUGGUAGCGGGAGAGAUUGCGAAUCUUCGAUAUGGAGAUUUGUCUCAGAAAAGAAGAUCCGUCGAGGUUAGCUUGGAGGCAGCUACGUAUUUCGCCUGUCAGGCGUAUAUGGCCAAAGUCGGUGGUCUUGGGAAGUUGGAUCCCGGUGUUAAGGCGAAACUCAAAGAUACCGAUCUCUUAGCUGCUCAAUCAAAUGGAUAUCGAAGAAUGUCUGCCAACCUUUACAAGACCAAGGAUGAACAAUUCUUCCACAUUCACGGCUCCUUAGAGGCUACUACGACACUCAACAUGAUAGGCCUGGAAGGGCAUAGACCAGAUUUGACUGAUUAUCAGGAGAUCAUCAAGGCUAUCGAAGGGCGAGUGCAGACAUUCACGGCCGCAGAACUGGAAUCUAUGAAUGCGGAAAGGCGACAGGCCGGUGUGACGGCGUAUAAAUACGAAGAUUUCAUCCAAACACCCCAUGGACAAACCAACGUAAAAGAGUCACCAUGGAGCGUCACCCCCUUAAAAGGCAACGUACCCCCUACCAAAUUCCCCUCCUCACCAGAAGGCAACCACAAAAUCCUCAAAGGUAUCAAAGUCCUCGAACUCUGCCGCAUCAUCGCCGGACCAACCAUAACCCGCAUCCUCGCCGAAUACGGCGCAGAUGUCCUCAAAAUCACCAGCCCAAAUCUAAGUGACGUGCCAUUUUUCCAAGUUGAUGGAAACAUGGCCAAACAUGCGGCUGAUUUGGAUUUGAAGACUGUUGAAGGAAGAGUCAAGUUUGAGAAGUUGUUGGCAGAUGUCGAUGUAUUUGUGGAUGGAUAUCGACCCGGUGCUUUGGAAAAACUGGGAUAUGGACCCGAGAAAUUGGCUGAAUUGGCGGAGAAACGAGGAAAGGGGAUUGUCUACGUCAAUGAGAAUUGUUUUGGGUACAAGGGGGAAUGGGCAGGUCGGCCGGGAUGGCAGCAGAUUGCAGACUGUGUAACCGGCGUGGCAUGGGCACAGGGACAAUUCAUGGGCCUCAACACACCCGUCGUCCCUCCCUUCCCCAUCUCGGAUUAUGGAACAGGCUGCAUGGGCGCCAUCGCCGCGUUGACGGGGCUCUACCACCGCGCCAAAACAGGAGGAUCCUACCACUGCACAUCCUCACUUAUGCAAUACGAUCUUUUACUGUUUGCAAUCGGACAGUAUUCCGCGGAGAUACAGGAGCAGCUACGAAGGGAACAAUUACCCGAAUUUUUUGCGCUGCGACACCAUGAUAGCGUCGACAGGAUAUCGGCGACGACGUUGCAUAUGCUUCGAAAACGGUUUCCGGACUUGUUCAUCACUGAUCCUGCGAGAUCGUCGCCGUAUACGGAGAAGUGGUUCUCGGAGAAGUACGGUGACGAAAUUGAAGUUGUGAAACCCGUGACGAAGAUUGAGGGUGUAGAUAAUGGGUUUGUUCGUGCCAGUCGGCCGAAUGGGAGUGAUAGACCUGUUUGGGAAGAUUUUGAGGUUGAUGACAAGGAUUAUCGAGUUUAG
This is a messenger RNA of Talaromyces marneffei, 1713 nucleotides long. RefSeq lists its product as uncharacterized. Gene Ontology annotation, molecular function: catalytic activity. Lineage: Eukaryota; Fungi; Ascomycota; Eurotiomycetes; Eurotiales; Trichocomaceae. The coding region runs from base 1 to 1713 and encodes 570 amino acids. The transcript has 4 exons. The record is from RefSeq and is a predicted model, not a curated record.